Molecule: messenger RNA, 1307 nt
Organism: Dioscorea cayenensis subsp. rotundata (Guinea yam)
Lineage: Eukaryota; Viridiplantae; Streptophyta; Magnoliopsida; Dioscoreales; Dioscoreaceae
Product: 11-beta-hydroxysteroid dehydrogenase 1A-like
Exons: 7
Coding region: 79-1128 (349 amino acids)
Molecular function (GO): oxidoreductase activity
Source: RefSeq, a predicted model, not a curated record
AUUGCUCUCAACUCUCUCCCCUCCUCUCUUUUUCUCUUCUUUCUAUCAAUCUUUCUCUCUGUUUCAAAUUAUUUUUCUAUGGAGUUCAUGAAUGGUUGCCUAAGCAUACUGAUGCACUUGGUGAUACUAGUGUUCUUAGUUUUCUACUUGCCAAUAUCCUACUUGUGGAGGUUGGUGCUCUUUGUUUUUGUCAAGCCUUUUACUAUGGAGGACAUGAAAGACAAGGUGGUUCUCAUCACCGGUGCUUCUUCUGGCAUUGGAGAGCAACUGGCAUAUCAAUAUGCUAAGCGACAAGCUUCACUAGUAAUUGUUGCAAGGAGGGAGAAUGCUCUCAAAGAAGUAGCAAAGAAUGCCAGAGAGAUGGGCUCUCCGGAUGUGCUUGUUAUUGCUGCCGAUGUCUCAGACUCCUGCGAGUCGAAACGAGUUAUCGAUGAAACUAUUUCGCACUUUGGAAAAUUGAAUCAUCUUGUUGCUAAUGCUGGCAUCUGGUCUUGUUGCUUGUUUGAAGAAAUCACCAACAUUUCAGCUUUCACUCAGCUCAUGGAUGUGAAUUUUUGGGGUUCUGUAUAUCCAACAUACUAUGCAAUUCCACACCUAAAGAAUAGCAAUGGAAACAUUAUUGUGACUGCUUCCAUUGCCGGCCAAGUUCCUACGGCUAGAAUGAGCUUCUAUAAUGCUAGCAAGGCUGCAUUAAUUCGGUUCUAUGAGACAAUUCGGUCAGAAUUAGGUUCGAAAGUUCGCGUCACAAUAGUAUGUCCUGGCUAUGUCGCAUCGGAGCUAACCAAAGGCAAGGUUCUCAAGCAAGGAGGUGAAGUCGGGAUCGAUGAACAAGUUCGAGACGUACAAGUUGGCCCAUUUCCAGUUGGAUAUGCUGAUAAGUGUGCAGAGGUCAUUGUGGAUAGUGCAUGCAGAGGAGAUGAGUAUGUGACAUGGCCAUCUUGGUACAGACCUUUCAACAUGAUAAUGUGUGUGGCUCCUGAAGUCAUCAACUGGUUCUCUCAAUGCUUUUAUGGCACAACACCAGGCACAGAUCUCAACCACACUCUCAGCAAGAGAAUUCUUGAAUCAUCUGGUGCCAAGAAGUUCUUGUAUCCAUCUUCCAUUAGAUCUUCCAAUUCUAAGGACUGAAUCUAAUUAUAAGCAGUAAUAUUUUAGUUCUUGGAAGCACUGAAUUAAUGAUUUAAGUUUAUAAAUAAGUGUAUAUGUUCUAUAUUUAUAUAUAUGGUUCAUAUAUGAACUAUAUAUAUAUAUGUCAUUGAAAUUUGUUUGAGAUUCAAUAAAUAAAAUGCUCAAUGGUUUGUUUUGCA